Molecule: messenger RNA, 930 nt
Organism: Xenia sp. Carnegie-2017
Lineage: Eukaryota; Metazoa; Cnidaria; Anthozoa; Malacalcyonacea; Xeniidae
Product: glyoxalase 3-like
Exons: 3
Coding region: 125-817 (230 amino acids)
Source: RefSeq, a predicted model, not a curated record
UCAAUCCUAAAUCUACAACACGAAGCAGACUGGACUCCAAAGAUAAGUCUUACAUUGUUAAUUUGAAUAUGCAUUAUGUAAUUAAGUCACAAUCAUUAUUGCCAAAUUAAACAUCAUAGCAAAGAUGUCUAUCUUAAUCGUCGUUACAAAUUGCGAAGAAAUUCCAAACGUAAAGAAAACUGGCUGGUAUUUGCCUGAAGUUGCUCAUCCUUACAAAGUUUUUAAAGAUGCUGGAAUUCCGAUGACGAUAGUUAGUCCUAAAGGUGGCAAAGCACCAGUCGAUUCAGGAAGUGUUGAAGCAUUCAAAGAUGAUCCGAUUUGUGCUCAACUGUAUGCAGACAAAGAAUGGAUGAGUCAAUUUGAGAUGACACAGGCUAUAGCAGAUAUUGAUGUAAGCAAAUUCAAUGUGAUUUUCUUUGCUGGAGGCCAUGGACCAAUGUUUGACUUACCAAACUGUGAUGCAUCAAACAAGACAGCUGCAAAACUAUAUGAAAAUGGAGGCAUUGUGGCAGGUGUAUGCCAUGGUGUUGUAGGCUUUCUUAAUGUGAAGCUAUCCAAUGGCGAAUGGCUGAUAAAAGGAAAGAAAAUCACCAGUUUCACAAACGAAGAAGAAGAUCUUGUGCAACUUAGUGACGCUAUGCCAUUCAUGCUCGAGACUGCAUUAAGAGAAAAGGGAGCUAUUUUUGAAGGUGCUCCACCAUUUCAGGAAAAAGUUCACGUGACAGAUCGUGUCAUCAGUGGUCAGAACCCAGCCUCAGCAACACCACUUGCAAUAAGCGUAGUGAAGAAAAUGAAAGAACUAAAAUUCAUGUCAUAAGAGAUCAACAGCCCCAUGCUAAUACGCCAUUCUCGAUUGCACUGAAAUGAGAUUCCACCGCCUGUACUGAUAGUGUGAUAAUGCUAUAAGAUUAAACCUUAAAAUACAAAGUA